Molecule: messenger RNA, 18174 nt
Organism: Porites lobata
Lineage: Eukaryota; Metazoa; Cnidaria; Anthozoa; Scleractinia; Poritidae
Source: the annotation of a GenBank genome assembly
AUGCCGUUUUCCGUCGUUACAAAGAAGCGUUGCGUUCUAAUACUCAGCUUUCUGCUCAUUAUUACUCUACAACCGGAUCUUCCCGAGGCGUUCUUUUCAAUUACUGCAAACAACAAGGCUCUUGUAGGGUUUACCUACAAGGUAAUUGACAAUGCCGAUUGGUUAGAUUGCAUCCAAGCUUGCCAGACUGAGGUCUCUUGUAUUUCAUACAAUUUCUGGCAAGGGAGAUGUGAGCUUAAUAAUUGUGGCUUUGAAGACGGAUGCAGUGCAGAAAGCACUCUGCUGAUAUGGGUCCCUGGUUCAACUUUUCAACAGUUAGCUCCCAUUCCGGUAGGUCUCUAUAAAAGGUAAGGUAAGGUAAUUUUCAUUUAUGCACGGUGUUACAAAUUCAUCAGGCAUGAAAUGUUAUAAAAAAAUUUUAAAAACCUUGCCUUUAGUUAACGUUUCAGGAAGACUAUUCCACAGAACAGCACUACUGUAGCGAAAACUAUUACGGAGAUAAUUUGUGCAUGGCUGUGGAAUAGUUGAUUUAUUUAUAGAAUCUCGAAAAGUGUAUGAAGUGGUAUUAGAUCGAGCAGUAGAACGGCGAGGUGACAUUGGGGAGAACUAGAAGAUAUCUUUCAGUCUUUCUGCCAUUUGUGUGUAUUCUAUAAUAGCUAUUAUUGUUUCUUUUUUUAUUAUUAUUUCUUUCUGCUCUUGUCCUCUUCUGGAUGUUACCUUCACCCGUUUAUUUGCCGAUAUUGUUUUACCUGAAGUACAGAAAUAAGGCAUUCUUUUAAUUUCCUCUCCAUGGUAUGGAUCGAGUCCAUUUUGAUCAAGGAAGGUCGUCUAAAAAUGGACUCUAAGUGUUAUCCAAUUGUAUCGCUGUUCUUUAAAUUCGCAGGAUGAAAAAUCAAGAUGCAAGGAUAAACGGGAAAGUUCAGUGAAAAAGAAUGUAAGAGGUAAGAAAAAUCUUGCGUGGUUUUAAGUUGAAAAUGAAUGAGUUUCACAGAUAUGUCGUUGAAUUUAAGGGUUGCCAAAAGGCGUUGAGGACGGGGGACAGAGGAAAGUCGAUACACGAGAACGCGAAGAAUGCGCGCGGCAACCUGAGGGUGCAAGCGAAAACGCAAAAGGGUACUCGCCUAAGAGCAAAGGCUACAAGAGAAAACCGGGGGGCGCCAAGGACGCGCGCGGGAAGCCAAAGGGUGCACUAGAAAUAUGAACACACAUCAACUCGUUUACUGAUGCAGUAACCGGAUCUACUUCCUUUGUUAUUUUUAGUUAUGAUAAAUGCAAGCUUUAGCUGCACACAAAACAUGUCAGCCUACGUGGAUGGCGAUUUCGUGACAUUUAUGAAUUCAAGGAAACCAGUGAAGGACAUCGACUGUUCCAAACUUCAAACCCAAGCUAUUAACUUCGCGAUCCCUAAUUCCACCCGAGUCGUUGCCAUAGCAGCAACGGGCACACCGCGGGCUUCGAUUAUUGGCUCAUUUAGUGAUGGUGUCGUCACAGACUCCACGUGGAAGUGCAACUCAGAUAAGGAGCCUGAGUGGGCCCUUCCUGAGUUUCAAGACGAUCAAUGGAAAAAGGCAGAAGAAACUUCACCUGAGAAAGGAGGAACUAACGGAAUGACUGAAAUUUCCUCCAAGGCAAAGUGGAUCCAUAUCAGUGCAGAUGAUUCCAAGCAAAAUAUGUUUUGCAGACUAAGUCGUAAAAUAGGAUCUCUGAACUAGAAAUCCCCCCCCGCCCCGUCGUCGUCGUAAAAGAUGGAGAUACACAUGAACUGUGGGUAUAUCUUUCCCUCUUUCGUUAGCUUUAAGCCCGGGAGGAGGAGGGGGGGUUGUUACUCAACAAAUGUUUAUACGGGGAAGCUCCGCCCCGAGGUCCAACCUCUUACCAAAUUAUAUAGCAUUUUUCACGAAAAAGAUACCCCUUUUGUAUACCUUCUAUUGACAAAUGGUGCCCCUUUCACAUACCUUGUUUAGAACUUUGCAUCCCUUUUAACUGCUGUAAAUUCACUGUCUUUUAAAUAGGAAUCAAUCACAAAACUAGAACGUUUUCUUGACUAGCUUCAUAAAGCCAUAAAAUUCAUCUGUUAGCCCUUUUGGGCCCUUUCAAAGUAACAACAACAUUCUUUUUAUUCACACUAUUCAGAUACAGAGGAAGAGAGAAAAAUGAGAAUACAAGAAACUAUAGAAAACGAAAUGACAGAAAUUAUAUAACUAUAUGUACAAUUUUUGAAUCAGUGUGCAUUAACCAAAGUAGCAAAGCUUUCGAGUUGGCUGCUGCGUGUUUACAAGUAAAGAAAGGAACGAAGGAAAGAAAUAAUAAUUAGUAUUAAACUAAUUCACAGGGCAAGAAGUGUAAUAAAUACGGAAUGGAAAUGUUACAUUAAAAAUUACAACUUUCAGAUAAGCCAGAAAACGAUAAUUAAUAAAUAUGAUUACAAAGUAAAUUUCAGUUGGAAAUUCAGAAGAAAAGAAACUGUGACUGACAUUGACUUAAACGAUAGAUUUCCCUACUCUUUGCUACACUUGAACUAGUGAAUUUUGAAGAAUAUAGGAUUCCUGUGUUCGAUACUUUUAAUAUGAUCAAAGGUGUUCGAGGAAUAGACAGUACUCACUUUGGAUUGGGAGUUAACAGCGAGGGUAAACGCACAACUUCUUCUGAAUUUCGUGAGGGAAACGUUUUAAUGCCUUAACUUAUCGUCCCAUGCAAAGGAAUCUAGAAUCCCGAAUCCCGAAAAUUUUUGCUCUUGGAAUCCGGAAUCUUAGAAAGUUUUUCUUGUGGAAUCCGGAUUACGGGUCCAGGAAUCCUGAAUCCCACUGACGAUUGGAAUCCAUAAUCCAAGUUCCACUGACAAAGACCUUAAUCCAGUACCUGGAAUCCGGAAUCCACUGAGUGGAAUCCAGAAUCCAAGACUGUCCUUGAUAUCCUUACACUGGGCGAGACUUAGACUAGGCUUAUGACUGUUUGCAACUGACCAACGAAUCCUAUUUAGCAAACAUGAUCACAGUAUUCACUUGUAUGAGGGAGAGUGGUAACUAACCUUCAUAUGUUGAGGGGAGACUGGAAAGGGUAAUAAUCUACGCGAGGAAAGUCGGGAAGACAGAUGACCUUGUAUUCCUAUUAAAGAAACUGCACCAUUUGAGAUUAGUGAUUUAUAUAAAAGCCACGUUUUGCAAACUGUAUAUCUGAAGGACGCUAUUAGGCGAUAAAUGAGUCAUUAAUUCUAAUGACUUUUAGAGAAGCAUUCAAGGAUUUUUUUAAACUAUUUACUUUAAUUCAUUGUAAAUUAAGCGAACUGAACUUUUAGUCAAAUUUUCUCCUUAAGUUGCAUUUUUUGUUGUUUCUUCAGUUUACUUUUGGAUGAUAUCAAAUUUUUUGCUGUAGGCUUUCCUUUGCUUUUUGCUUUGUGCAAUUGCCUUCUGGCUCGCAUUCUACGAAAUGUUUUUUUUGUAAGUUUUGCAUAUAGUUUGCAUAAAACGUUCAGACGUAUAAAGAGACGGUAAAUUUCGUGCUUAAUAUUUAGCUGUAUGUCGAUGUAUGAGCCCGGAGGCGUUUGUAUUAGCAAAUACGAUAGCACAAAAUAAAAUAAAAAUGACUACUCUGUAUACAAAUGUAUGUGUCUUUUGAAAGGGUUUUUUUUUUCAAUAUUACGCUUUUGUUAGCGGCGUCUGAUCACAGAGGUUUUGUUUUUUGGCUAAUUAAUUGCUUCAGUAAAAAUAUGGAAUUAAAGCUAUUCUGAUCAAACAUUUAGUAGGGUGAUUAUGAUACAUCAAAAAAGGUUGACAUUAUAUUUAUGUUCUUCCUGCUCAGUCGAUCGGCAAACAGUGUUGGACUGGUCAUGUUAAAUCGGUUUUCGCCCAUAUUAUAUAUAAACAGGAUAUUUUGUGGUGAUGCGAGGAAGGCAAAAAUUUUUUUUUUCUGAAUUCCAAAGCCGUCAACAAACAUGGACAUGUCGUGUUUCAUGAUUUUCGCAAGCAAAUAAUUAAUUCUUAACGUAAAAAACAUUAUAGUUUGCUACUAUUUACAGUCUUCUCGAUAAAAAUGCUAAAAAACACAAAGGCCAACUACAGCUAAGUUCCAUUUAUUACCUAAGUUAUGUUUGGGAAGAUUAACCGAAUAGACUUUUCUAUUAAGCCAUAUGGUGUUGUUUAUUAAAAGAGAAACGCCAACUGACAUGGCUGGGUUUCCACCCAUUUUCGCUGGGGUAUAAAUUCAUACAUUGAGGUGAGUAGGAGUACUAAUAUAAAACAUCAUCAUGUGGUCUAACAUGAAAGAAUACACCGAGCUAAAAAUGACACGGUAUCCAUUUUACAACAAAAAAGGAAUAAUUGUAGAGACCACAGGAGGUUUAAUAAUACCUCACCGAGAUAGAACAAUGUUGACAAUUUCAGCUGCUACGAAAGUUCUUCCUAUUGGUUAUCGCAGAAAUACAUAAGCAACAAAUACAAAAACUUAUUUUUCAUUUCGGAAAAAGAAGUGCUUAUUUUCAAACAAUCUUCCUUCAACGUAAAAACAAUUCUGAAGUAAGAGCCAUUUCACAUUUACAAACCCUGCUGUGAGAGAAGGUGUAAGACAUGAAAAAUUCUCUUUUCUUUUGUUUUAUCUCAACUAUUUUGCUUGGAUCUAGCCCUUCUAGCUUGACGCUGUUCAGCUCUUUCACACUCGAACAUAGACUCUUUCUAGGAAAGACAUUUGGGUCGAUUUUCACUUCCGACUGGCUUCAGUGUUUACAAUCUUGCGCUGAAAACACAAGAUGUUUAUCAUACAGCUUUGAUAAGCAGGCUUUAGGUGAAAACUGUUUUUUACAUGAAUGUGGUUUUCUCGACGAAUGCGCUGCUCUCGAUACGCUCAUCUUUGCCAGGGAGUCUGUUUUUCAUCAGUUGCAGCCUGUAACGGUUUGUAUUCAUUUUAAAAAUAAGGUAGAAUCAUCAUUAUAUAAUUAUUCAUUUUAGAAUGAUAAAUGUUGUCAGGUUCUACUCGACUAUCUGCCUUUGUCACUAUCAGUAAAUUCUCUCUAUCUCCCUUAGAAGAUAAUUUUAUGCUAAGGUACAGGUUACGAUAUCUAGGUUGAUUAUGCUUAUUUAUUUUUGUUUAUUUUAAUUACCAUUUUAUGUAAUUUAAUUAUUGAUGUUCAUUAUUUUCCGACAGAAUCAAUCACAACAAAGGAAUUGCCGUUGGGCAGAUUAUAGUAAGUAUUAAGGAAAAUUAAGACAUUUCCGGUCAGACGAGUCUUGGUGUCUGUGUAUAUUAGAUCAAACUAAGCCUUUAAAACUUAUGAGUUGAAAAUAUUUACUCCACUCAACUGACUCAACCCUUUGACAAUCUGCCGCUGUGACAAGGCCUAAUGGCCGAGCGCUCAUGGCAUGCUUAAAAAGCCGAGUUUGUCGGUGAACUUAGGAUGAAAUAAAUAUUAAGGAUGAAGCAAAUAUAAAUAUAGUCAGGGGUGUAGUUGUAGAUCAAUUUUAUACUUAGUGCGAAUUUUAUUUUUGUUGUUUAUUUUUUGGUGUGGUAAUGAAUGAUAACAAAUUUCAAAAAGGAGGAAAUCAUAACAUAUACUUUCUUUAAUCAAUGAUGAAUCAAAAUUUAUGCAGAACUCGACAUUAGAAAUGGCCUUAAUGGAAUAGAAAAGGAAUUUAAAAUUCGUGCCAAUACCUUUUUAUUUUACCCCACCAAGAGCCUUGCAUAAUAUUUUGCAUGAAAAUAAUGGUAAUGCUAAGAAUAAGUCUAGUCAGUGAUCAUCAUCAUCGUCAUCAUCAUCAUUGUCAUCAUCACUGACACUGAUCAUUAUCAUGCCUAGCUUAUGGAAGUGACAAGUAUAACUUUAAAUGAUGCAAUAUCGUUCGUUUUUGCCUUUGUAUUAUUAUCAUUAUCAUAAUUAUUUGUUUUAUCUAUGUCAGACCAACCUAUUCCCGAAGCUGCAUUUGAAAUACAAGGUACCGAUGUAUGUGAAAGAAGUUGGAUUGAUGGACGCAGCCAAGGUGAGAAAAAAAACCGUUUUACCCUUUUUCAGGUUUACAUGUUAUGACUUUAAGUUUAUUUUUUCUUCUUUACAAACCAUCUUUAAGGCCCUUCCUACAUUCCGUUCUACGUACAUGGGUCAUGUAGCAGCUGCUCGGAAGAGAAGUCACCAAUGGUGUGUUUCCCUAACCCCAAACAAUACUUGGGUCACGUUCAUUGCCUAAUUCCAAGGCCUAAACAUUUUUGCCGCGCAGUCUAUAUUUAUCGGAUGGUCACGUGAUGAAUUUUGUAGGUCUUGAUUACGUCGCUGAACCGAACUGACUGCAAGGGCCUGGGAGAGCCGUAUAGGAGCGAGGCAACGUAUCAUAGAUAGUAUAUUUUGCACCAUAAUAGGAGAAGAUGUCAGAAUAUCAAAAGGACUUAUGAAAUCAUUUUGUACGUUUUCUUGUAACAGCUUUAGGACGAGAAAGACACUCAGCUGAUGUUUGUGGAAACAAACCUGUUUUGCUGGAUAAAUGCUUACUUGAAGACAGAGGAAGAAUCCAUCUGACAUCGGUGAAGUACAUGGAAUGCAACUGCUCGUGUAUAGAUUGUAGUGACGAAGGAGCAGUGCUUUGUCCCCAGUCGAAAGUAUAUAAAAUAAUUAAAAAUGAAUGCCAUAGAAGCGAAGUAUGUCGAGUGCGAAUUGCCAACAACUGUGAAAAUGCAAUCUUGAGAUCCUUGAGAAUUGAAUAUCGAUGUGUGUAGAUUUCCACCUCAUUAUGGCCUUUGCCGGUUCAUAAGCUGAUAAAUUCUUUGGUAACAUGUAGCGAUGUAGUUACAAAGUUCAAGUUAAAUAUCAACCUAGAUUUGAAAUAAUUGGCGGUCGAAAUUCUUCACUCCAGAAACUAUAAGGAGGAUAGUUACACACCUUCGGCGCAAUGAUUUGUGGGAUCGUCUGGGUGGACAAGCGUUACUUAGGACUGGGCACAGCUGUUUCGGAUAACUCGAUACCUAUGUUGUCAAAAAUCUUUCAGUUGUUGUUUGUUUUGUUUUUUUGAAGGGGGGGGGGGGGGGGGUUCUGAUAGUCUCUGGAGUGGAGAAUUAUCAAACUUUCAAACUAGGCUCCGAGGGAGUAAAACCAAAGAAAUGAAUUAUUUAUCCCUUAAUCUCAAUGUGAUUUCUUUUUUUGCACCCCUUAGCUUCGGAACCAGGUCUGAAUUUUUAAAUAUUUCGAAACUGGCCUAUAACCUUUACUCUAUUUUGUGGAAAACGACACUUAUUUCUAAAAGGGGGAAUUGGGAAAGGUUAAAGCACUAAAGAGGGACUGAAAUCGCAGUUAAGUCUUAUUUCGAACAAGUAAACGUCAGUGAUAGUAGAAUUCGCUUUAAAUCAUGGAUAAACCUUUUUGAUUAUCUACAAGUUGUAUUACUAUAAUAAUAAUAAUAAAAUAAUCUUUAUAGAGGAAGCUCCCAUCACAUAAAGUGUUUUCCAGGGAAGUCCUCUGACUAAGAUUAAACAAUAUUAAAACUACUGAUAACAGUCAAAUCUAAAAGACUAGUGGUUAUCAGUUAAAAAAGGCUAAAAAGGCUAAAUGACUAAAAAAGGCAAAAAAAAGUAAUAACAAUAGAAUCAGACUAAAAGAUUUAACUAUCGAAAAAACAAAGGCUAACGACUAAAAGCAGAAAAUAAUUUAGAUGAGCUGAAUAGCUUAAGCCUGAUUUUAGGGAAAAUAAAAUCUUAAAUAAAAGCAGAAUGAAGUUUUAUUUAGUUUGCUUCCUGAAGAUUCUUUCCAGGUCAAGUGCGCGCUUGUUUGGACGCCGUACUGAGUUCUGCUGGAAUGAAAGGGUCCUUAUGAUUGGUCCAUAUGGGACCAAAAAUCCGUGUAUGUAAAAACCGUGUUACUGACGUACCAAGAGCUCUGAGGCCAACAUGACUAGAUAUUUACUGAUAUUUUGUAUUUUUAUGGAACACAAAACAAGAAAUUAAAGAGGCAAAUAUCGAGCUAUGUUGACACAAAAAGUUAAGGCAGCUCAAUGAGCGAUUUAUCAUAUGGCCAAAAGUAUUUUUAUUUCUUGCAACUUAAGAAGGGAAAUCCCGCGAGGGGAAGAGAAGCUAAUAUUUCCUGCUUGGGUAGCUAAUCCGAACACACACAUUGCUUCCUCGGAUCUCCUCUUCGAAUCCAGCCAAAUGACAAACUUACUUUUUAAAUCAGUCUGCUGGUUGAAUGAGCAAGGCAUCAACACCUAUUAACUUUUGCAGGUGUUGAAAGAUGUUUGAAGCACCAAUCAUAGGUCAGUCACCUGUCGUUGACACUUGACUAAAGUGAUCUUUUCCACUUCCUAUGAAAUUUCCAUGUGGAAAUCACCACCUUCAAAAGAAAAACAUCGCAGGAUGAGGACAUAUCUUGAAAUUCUUUCACUCUAAUGAAAGAAUGAAACGCAUGCUACGCCGGUGACUUGCGAACGUCAAAUCUAAGAAUUUGCUUUCAAAUCUAAUUGUAAGUACAGAUCGAUCUUCUCAAUGACAUAAAUGGUGUUUACGAUUUCUAGAACGACUGUUUUUGGAUUUAUUGGUGAAGUUCUUAUUAAGGAAGUAAACAGCGGUUCGCAUUACAUUUUUCCCUCCAUAGGGGGAAAUCGUGAACCACUAGAAGUAAUAUUCUUUUGAAAACUUGGACCGCAGCUUUCGAUACGAAACCAGUACGAACAUGAGGCUCACUGCGUCCCUGCAGACAGUUACUGUCGUAAUAAGAGUUUUUAAUCUUACACGCUCUUGUUUAGAAUUGAUUCGCUUCUUGCUUUUGUUUACCUGUAAAAAUACAGAGGAUCUACAUCGUAGAUAUUGGUUUGAUUUGAAGGUACUCGUUUAAAAUGUUAUAACAAACUUAUAUUCAUACUGAGAUUCACCGUUAUACAACUACUUAUUACUGCAGUUUAUCGCGUUAACUUGAUCUUGAACGCUUCUCAUGUCAGUGUCAAUUUACAAUCGUCCGCCAGUUUAGAAACUGUUCAAUCCCAUUCGCUACUCUAGAAACGCAAACGAGACUAGACCGAGUUAACUUUCGCAAGAACGUCUGGAACUGUUGCUAGGGACAGCGAAAAAAUUGGCAAACAGUUCAUCAGUGCGCCCUCAGUAACAAUACCAGAAACAAUUGCGGGACAUAUUUCAGCUCCAAAUCACUUUUUUACUUCUUUCCCUGAUAUCCAGAUUGAUUCCAGAAGAAUAAAUUUGGAUUUUAUUAAGUUUAACUCCUGAUCUUUUAAACACCUUACUUUCGUCACUUUAUAUUAAUUGUUUGUUUGUUUGUUUGUUUGUUUCUUGAAGAGGUGUAUAUUUAGGAAGGAUCAUAGGAAGGGUUGGAGACGACGAGACAGGUGGUGAUAGAGCAUGAAAGCUCCAUGAAAGGCUUCUUAAUAUUUGUGCUGCUGGAAGUUUUUGAACUUUUAUACGCACAGAAAGGUACAUCAUUUCGCCUCUUUACAAACGAGAAAGAAACUGGGCCCGAGUUAGCUUUCGAAAAGACUGCUGGGAUUGUGGGGACUUCUGGGAUUCUGGGAUACUGGGGACGCGCCGGUCAGCUAUUGGUCAAUUUUUUCCCUGUCUCCAAUAAGAGACCCAGAAGUCUUUGCGAAAGUUAACUCGGCCCAUGCUUCAAUGGCUCAUAACGAAUUGUAACCUUGAGUAUCAAACGCAGGUUUCUAACAAAAGUGUACGAUUUUUACCUGCAGUUUAUGAUUACCUCGGUUGUUGGAAAUAUGUUACCAGCAAUGACAGCAAGUUUCUUCCGAAAAUCAUCUUAUCACCUGCAAAGAAUCACGUUUCAGCAGUACAUGACUGUGCUCUAGCUGCGCGCUCGCGUGGGAUCCCUGUGUUUGGAAUAAGAAACAGUUCGGAAUGCUUGGGUAGCGUACACUCCGCACUAACCUACAUGAGGUAUGGUCCAUCUAAUGAGUGUUACAAUGGCACAGGGGGACCAACAGCUAUGGACGUCUACAGUUUGGAAGGUAAUUACAACACAGAAUUCGAUUUGGACGCACAAUAUCAACAACAACAAUUUCUGUAAUUUUUCUUGAUUACACUUUCUUGUCACGCAGUUGCCAAAGGAGCUAGUCGUGGCGUGUCAAAAUUGCCGAGAUCAACGUUUCUGCAAUCUGUCUGUUUGGCAAGUGUCCAAGACUCUUUCCAAACUCGAUUAUUUAGGAUAAACUCUAUUCGAAAUUAACGACUGCUUCAUCCCAUAUAACUAACUAUUAUAUUAUUUUCCUUUUAACAACAUCUUCAUUUUUUAAUUUUCCAUUGUUGUUAAAAACUGUAAUUUUAUGUCAUAUGUGUUUUUUUUUUUACACCACAACGUAAGUUGGGCAAUUGAAUCUCAGGAAAAUGAUAGUUUCAUACAAUAAAUCGUCAUUUUUGUUUGUUUGAAUGAGCUGCAUUGCGCUCCAUUCUCUCUGAAUGAGUGCCAUUCGAUUUUGAGAAAAACAGGAGGGAAAGUAGAAAACUCCACAGAGCAAAUUCUCAUUGACAAAAUCAGUCUGUAAUGUUAGGUGCUUUUAUCACCAGGAAACAAACGUCACUUACGCGUAGACGAAGAGCAGGAAAAAAGAAACUUUAUCUAUGAUCUCUACAGCUCUACAUAUGCAAUAAAAAAGAACGACUUUGCUCAGAAUAUUCCAUCAAAUGCUGCCAGACACCCAUUGGUUAAAGGUGGUCACGUGAGACCGGUAAUGCUGCAGCCUCUCUUUAAGGAAAUCGACGAACGCGAUUUUGGUGGUAGGUGAUUAUCUGCGUGCGCAAGCAAUUUCACUUACAGAUCUUUUCACUUGACGUCACGGCGGCCAUUUUGGUGCACAAAAUAAUGAAUCGAUGGCCAUGUUGGUUCUGUACCAAAAACAUCCUGUGGGGAUUGAAGCCUUUUCUUUUCUUAUGCAAAACCUUCUUUUCCAAGAAAUUUUCUGCUGCUGACCACGUGAGUGAGAACAAUGUAUAAACAGUAGCUGGUUGAAGCAGGGGCUAGGCAAGGAGGGGCGGGGAGAGUAACGUACGAGCUGGUCACCUCAGAGAUUGAGUGGUAGCUAGGUGUUAGGCUAUUAGCUUAAAGACGCUUGUCAAUUUUAGGGAAUUUUACGCUUCUUAUUAGCUUUAGAAAGGCGCGCAAAAUGGAACAAUCGAAGUGCAACAGCUCAUUAUCAAAGCAACUAAUUAGAACUGACAAAUAAUCUAAUUGCGUCUUGCUCCGAUAGUCCCCUACUUGGACCCACAAGCUACUGACAUGCUUGGUUUAAUUUCUAUAAGUGGUUUCCUUGAAAAUGAUUUACUUUGGGGAUUAUUAAUUCGUCUUUGAAUUUUCAGCAUACAGACCUCCAGUGAGUGGAACGAAUAUUCUGACCAAUCCAAGCUUUGAGGAUCCGUUGAUUAAUGACCCGGUAAAAGGUUGGAGCUGUCAGGGUGAGACGGAUGAUCCUCGGGGCGAUGUUAUUGCACGGUAUACCCAGGAAUAUCCAAAACAAGGGCAAUACAGUGGGAUUUGUCUGGCUCGAUUGUCUGAAUGGGCAGGACCUGGACAGUAUGUAGGUGAGCCAAGUGAAUUCCUACAACUGUAACAAUUGUAAAUUCCUCUCGUCAAUUGUUAUGAUUUGUCCCCUUCGUAGUGCACCUGCAAUCCGUGACAUAAGAACUUGGGUCAAUUGAAGGAAUAACGUUGACGUGUUGUGCUCCUUGUGCGCGACCUCCUUUUCCCUGUUCCUUUCAAUGUUGGCCUCGAACUUGGACAAUUCCACCGAAAAAACGAUUACAAAACAACAUUGGAAUAGAGAAAGACAGGUAUCAGAGCAGUGUGACCCAACUUGAAUGUCCUUGAUUGUGUGUGUUAUAGCGAAAAACAACCAUAUCGAGGAAAAUUUAAUUGUCUGAAAUAAUGAAUGUCUGAAUGAGUGAGACGAUGGCUAAACUCAUAGCUGCUAUCCUAGGCUCUGACUGAUUUUUUUUUUUUUUUUUUUACAGGAAACAGAGUUUUGCCAGGUCGAGUCUACAAGUUCGAAGGAUGGACAAAGCUUUUGGAUCGCAAACGAACAGGAGACAUUCACAGUCUUGAGCUGUGGCUCAGGUAUAAGAAAAGAGGAGAUAAAGAACAGAAAAAUAAACUGCUCGCUAAAAGGACUAAAUAUUCACAAGGUAAAUAUGAAUAAAUGAUAAAAAGCAUUCAGUACGACUUUGAUCAUGUUCUUCUUAUUAGUAUUGCCAUGAUUUUUUAAAAGCUUCACCCUAAAAGUUUCAUUUAGCUGGAAGCAUGAAGCGGUAGGUGUGAGAUCGAAAAAUAGAUGGCCAUGAAAACGACAUUGAAAUUCCAACUCGGUCAAUGUCCCCCCGGAACUCUUCCUCUAUCUUACCAGCGCGCAAGGGGGAGAGGGGGAGGCGGAGGUGAAGGUGCUCCCCUUAUAUCAGAGACGUCUAGGCUAACCUGAGAUCAGGCUCCAUUUUCGUUUCGUAAGAAAAUUUAAAGAAUGCGUGAGAACUGCUAAAAUUGGGCCUGAUCUCAGGUUACGUCUGGGCAGACUAGGCUGAAUUGACUUGAAAGGCUAGUAUUCAUAAUAACUGUCAUACCACUGGUGCAAAUUAUUUACGCUAUUAUCUGCUGUUGAAGAACACCAGAAUUAGUAAAAAUAUUUCAGAAAACAUAUUUCCUUACAUUCUAGACUACGGCUGGGUGCGCUGGCAGACUGCGUUUGAGAUUCCGCUCGCCAGAGCAGGAUUCCAGUUCGUCUUUAUUUACUUCAAAGGACCAAAGCCAACUGUCGAUAUUCUAUUGGAUGACUUGUAUCUUGAGGAAAUACUGCAACCAUCUGACUGGAAAAGGAACAGUGAUAUUUUGAUCAAUAAAUACAGGAAACGAAACAUUCAAUUCAGGUUUGGAAUGAGUUUGGUUUUAUGAAAAUGAACUCAAUUCUGUCGUUUUCUUUUAAGUUGUUUUAUCUCAUUAUAAGUAAUUUAUGGAUUUUUUUCAGAGUGAAUAUCACAGGCUCUCGUUAUACUUCAGAUCUGCUCCCAAAACUUAAGAUCAAAGUAAGUUCGAUACGUUAGCGGACAUUUAGGCUGUGUUUAAAUUAUACAAUUUCUGAUCUUUCUGUAAAUCAAAAAUGUUCAGUAGAGACACUAGCGACCUUUGGUUAUGUUUACUUGGGUUUUCUCAUGUAGCUUUGACUCUGAGGAUGUAUAAUCAUCCAAAUGAAGCCUACUAAGCAGUCCUUUUCCUAUACAUUGACCACUCCAAAGAAAGCCGUUCAGAAGCACGUUUCCAAACAAUGUCCCUAUCCAUUCAUUGGGAUAAUUGGGUUCUGGAUGCAUGAUGCUGUAGUAAACAUACAAUGUACUAGCAAGUCUCCCAACCAGAAAACACGAAAUUUCAGCUGUUUUAUUCUCUUUUUUAAUGUUCUAUUCUAUUCAUACUCUAACUGGUUUACAAGCGCAUUGACGUGUAAAAAGUUUGUCGCCUGGUUUAUGCGCAUCUUCAAAUGACCCGUGUGUAAAACAUGACGUUUUUUUUCCCUUAGGUAAAACAGAAAUCGCAUCUUUUUGCCUUUGGUGCUGCUGUGAAUAGUAACUUUCUGCUGCACAAACCCGAAUAUCGCGAUUUUUACCUGAAAAACUUUCAUUGGGCCGUCCUGGAAAGUUCGUUAAAAUGGGGUUACGUCGAACCUAAAUUGGUGAGUUAUUUACUAGAGUCAUGACUUUUUUCAAACACGUACUCAGAAACUACUUAUUUGCUUUGUGGGCAUUAGAAAACGGGAUACUUAAAGGGAUUGAAGCAAAUCGAUAUCAUAUGAAUUACUCCUUCUCGUGUUUGAUAAAUUACUUCUAAGUGUUUGUGUAUCAGAUAAAACACUCCUUCUUGUAUUUGGACAUCAGAUGAAACACUUCUCCUCGUGCUUGACAUGUAACUUCUCAGUGUUUGGAUAUCAGACAGAUCAAGCACUCCGUCGACUCGUGUUUAAAAUAUCACUCCUCGGUGUUUACGUAUGAAAUAAAACUCUCCUUCUCGUGUUUGAUAAACUACUUAGAGGUGUUUGGUUAUCUGUUGAAACACUCUUUCGCGUGCUGAUUAUCGCUUCUCUGUGUUUGGGAAUCAGUUUAGAUAUUGCUUUGGUGUUUGGGUAUUAGAUGAAACACAAUGCUGCUUAUCGUGUUUGACAAGUGUUUGGAUACCACAUGAAACAAUACUUGUCGUGUCAAACGAAUUACUCCAUUUGCUACUAUUUUGUUGUUCUUAGAGUCGAAAUAUGCAAAAUAAAAAGCAAAUUUACUAUUCUAACUGCACUGUGUGUUAUAACUGACGCACCGUUUGCGUUUUGAACUUAUUUUAGGUACCUUUCGCUUCAGGGUCACAUAAGUUAUGACAUUGCGGAUAAAGCUGUGGCUUUUCUCCAAGCUAACAAGUAAGCCAACUCAAGGUUGUCCUUGUUAUACCACUAUGAUGAUAGCGCUUCCUGAUAACUCUACUUGUACACCUAACAUGCAUGUCAAUCUAAAUUUUGAAACCUAUUGAUUAUUGAAUAGGUACCAGAAAUUCAUGCCCUAUUUAGACUUACUCCCCCCUCUCUCAAUAAGAGAAAAAGGGAGCUCUCGACUGCACGCUGAGAUGCCUCGUAAUGCGCGGUUAAGAUGCAUUUUCUUGUUCACAAACUGUGAUAAAUGCUGCAAAAUAUGUGAUUUUUUGCGAUUUUUUGUAUAUUUUUUCUAGUUUUGCGAAUUCUAUAGCCGUUUUUUAGAGACUUCUUCAAACGUAUGUGCGUUUUCCCUAAUUUUCUUUACCUUCAUCCCUGGUAGAAAUGUUUGUGUUAAAUCAGUCCUGAAGGUAACGUUUGGUCAUUUCACUCAUAAUAUUUAUGUCACAUUGUUUACGUUUUAGCAAGAUGAUCCGUGGCCAUUGCGUUUUCUGGGCGGUCGACACAGAGGUUCCAUUUUGGGCGAAGAAGCUCCCCAACGAUAAGCUCAAGAAAAAGAUGAAGGAAAGAUUACAAACUCUUCUCUUUAGAUAUCGAGGACGGUGAGUCAGUGCUCCUAUCCUCUUUUAAAAAACAGAUUGUUUUCGAAAUAUGUUGUUCGUACAUGAGGAAUUCCGAGUUUCCCUUAGCGGUACCUAGCUAUGCACGUCAGUAGAAAGGGCUUGCAAAAAGAAGAAACUUGGAACAUGUUUUACCUUUCUGGAAAUUGGGCAGCCCUGUUUCAACACUUUCUAAAGGAAUGAAAAAGCCUUAAGCCUCUCUGACGUAAAAGACUAACCCUACCUGUUACGUUUGUAGCUUUAUGCAAUGGGAUGUUAACAAUGAAAUGCUACAUGGUUCUUUUUUCGCGGAUCGCGAAGGAUUAGCCAUCCGAGACUGGAUGUACUUAACAGCGGCUAGUGUUGAUCCCGGCGUUGAUUUAUUUGUCAAUGAUUUCGAUGCUGUAGAAAAUGGCCAAUUAACCCAGGUAAGUUAUAGUGUAUCGCUGAAAAUUCUUGGAAAUUAGUGGAGGGAAAGUCUAGUUUAAGCAACAUUCACUCACUGAAAUGUUUAUUCAAGCGUUAUUUGCAUUAAUAAAAUGAGUGAGUUUGAAAGUUUCCUUGCCAGAUACUUACGUUUAAGAACUGUGGAAAGGAACAAAUUUUCCCAAAUUCUUAACAUUUUCGAUUUGCUUGUGUAUCAGAAUGACAAACAUAAUCAUGCGUCUCAAUUUCACCAGGCCUUCCUUGAAGAAGUCCAGGAUUUAUUAUCACGAGGAAUUCCGCUGGACGGAAUUGGAGUUCAGGGUCAUUUCACUGGUCACGUGAAUCCAACACUUCUUCAAGUAAGUACGUAGUUUUUGACACUUUGAUAAGAAUUUCACUCAAGUCACUGAAACCAUACCAAGGGAGAAUACCAAAUUAUGCACUCAAGCAUACGUACCAACUCCCGGUAUGGCCAGUACCUUACGCAUGCGCACAACCAUAUCACUCCGGCAGUGGAAGCCAUGCACAGCUGUUUCGCCCUUAUUGGGGCUUAUCAUCAUGGCAUAGUCAUUGGAUCAAUAAGCAGGGGAACGCGCUAUCAAAGGCGCUUUAGCCCAGUCUAGCCCAUUGAAAAUGUGAUUUUCACCAUUGAUCCAGUUACUUCUAGAUCAAUUAAACGCUUGGAAUUAAUCGGUAGUUGAUUUCCAGAGGCAAACUUUUAUUCAGUGUUGUAAACAGAGAAUUUAGGGACAUUGUGCUCUCUUGGUGUGUUGACAUUACAACAUUCUGCAUUGUUCGCUUUGAGGAAGUCGCGCGCAUGGACUUGAUGACGUUUCAAACAAUGAUAAAAUGUGCGGACGUCCCAGGAAUUAGACUUCCGUUUAAUCACAACCUCUUAAAAUAAAGCCCUCAGAUUACCUCUUUGUCUCGUUAUUAUCUCUUGCUCAAAUCUUUAAAACUGGACAGAAACUCACUGAUCUUAACUUAUGUCGAGAAACGUAGGCAGGAGCCGGUAAUCUAUCAGCCCCUGAUUAUGAAGGAACAAAUACGAAAGUAAACCUAGUACGCCGAAAUAGAGAUGACUAGUAACUUAAAAGGACAGUAUCACCAAGCAAGAUUUAGAACUAUGCGAUUAUCUAAUCCUAUUAUAGUGUUUAUGUAAGUCAAUGGAAAAUCCAAAAUAUUGCCGCAAGUUUUGCUAAAAGUUAUCAUAGAGCAGUUCUACAUGACGUCACGGCGGCGGCAUAUUGACGUUCCAAAACAAUGAAACGGUGGCCAUGUUGAGGUUCCAAACCAAUCGUGUGGGAGUUGAAAUAGUCAAGGCGAAGUUUUCAAAGUUUGAUUGCGUCAUUUAGAAAAAAAAGUCGCUUAAAAUCCAAUGGAUUAGUUGACACUUUGUGACUCCCUUUUUUUCACUUAUUGCAGUAUUAUUUGAACAUGCUAAGUAAGGCCAAGAUUCCAAUAUGGCUGACAGAAGUUGACGUUCUUGAGAAAAAUCCGUUUAAACGAGCCGAUGCGCUGGAAACUGUCAUGAGAACUGCAUUUAGCAACCCAAGUGUCCAGGGAUUGAUUUUGUGGAGUUUCUGGAGCCAGAGUUCUUGGAGAGGUCCUUACACUUCUCUUGUGGAUGGAAACGACUGGCAGGUAUCAAAAAAUACCACCUACCCCUCCCUUAAGGCAACAUUCACACUUACUUCUCAUUUAGGGCAAAAUUUUGGCUUAGGGAAGGGUAGGUGGGCAGUUUCCCAGAAACGUAUGAUGAUCCCAAAAGAUACUAAUCCGCCACAUUACAAACAACAAGGAAUCUUGGCGGAGUUAGCUUUCGCAAAGACAUCCGGGAUAGUUACUGGGGACAGGCCGGUCAGCUAUUGGUCAAUGUUUUCCCACUCCCUAGUAACAGGGUCUCAAUAGAGUACUAAAGUGAUGACGUCAUAAAAAUGAAAUUUCUGAAAUUAUGGGAUUUGUCAGGAUAUUCUGAAAGAACAAUGUCCAAGAGGCCUACUUGCCAAAAAUGAGCAUUUCGGGGCAAAUUGUCUUUGAGAUCUUAUGGAGUUUUCUACGGAUAACUGGGUUACGAUAUCAGAGACAAUUUGCCCCUAAAUGCUCAUUUUUGGCAAGUAGGCCUCUUGGACAUUGUUCUUUAAGAGUAUUUUGACAAAUCCCAUAAUUUCAGAAAUUUCAUUUUUAUGACGUCACACUUUAGUACUCUAUAGGGCGGUAGCUUUGAAGGUUGACAGUUAUUUUUUCCAAUUUUGACGGUUGACGGCUAAAUUUUAGGGCUUUUGACGGUUGACGGUUUUUUAGUGAAAAUUUAGUUAAAGAGUUAAAGUAACUAUUAAUUUCUGUAUUAACGAUUCCCCUUUGUAAAAGGUUUAAAACAGCGCUGACUAAUGCUAACCUCACGGAUAUAUCAUGUUUUUCUAUUCCGCACCGGUAGAUUAACGCCGCUGGUUUGCGAUAUCGCAGACUCCUGCAUCAAUGGACCACACACGUCACGUUAUCUCCCACGUUCACUGACCAAACAAUUGCCUUUUUUGAAGCACGUGGAUUUUUCGGAGAUUACGAGGUGACAUUACAACUUCCCAAUGGACUGAACAGCACUCAAACCUUCACGUUGAGUCCUGGGAGUAAUCCAGUCGUCAUUGAACUUCAUUUACCAGGUAUAUGUUUUAUGAUUUUAUGCAUACCUAGGCUAGGUGAUUUAUCUCUCGCGUAACUUUUAGGAGUGUUUUAUUUUCCAUGAUUUACCAUAGUCUAUGUGGUUUAUCUUAUCUUUGUUAGAG